This is a messenger RNA of Drosophila navojoa, 4363 nucleotides long. Its product is annotated as epithelial splicing regulatory protein fusilli. The record is from RefSeq and is a predicted model, not a curated record. Lineage: Eukaryota; Metazoa; Arthropoda; Insecta; Diptera; Drosophilidae. Gene Ontology annotation, molecular function: RNA binding.
UCAGUUGCUGUUUUAACCUGGAGACAGACGGACGCGGCCGUCGCAAAAGCAGCAAGAGAAAAGACAACUCAUACACACAAUCGAGCACUCACUCACACUCGUACAGCUUUUAGUCCAAAACUAGAAAGAAAACAAAAUCAACAGUUAAAAAAAAUAUAUAAAGACACACACAAAGUGGUAGAAGAAGCAGCCGUAGCAAAGAAGGCGAAAAAGUGACUUGUUUUUUGUUUGCAUGUAUUGCGCAGACGUCGACGUUGACGUUGACGCUGGCGUCAGCGUCGCUGCCCGUUUUGUACGUGUUGGUAUUAAGAUCGGUGGCGUCGUGUGUGGAAAGGCAAAACGGACAACGCACACACACUUACACAAAUACUAAAAUACGCUAGCAAAACUAACUGCUAGUCAAUGUGACUAGCAAAAGAAACAGGCGAAGUACGCAGAAGAAGGGCUUACAUACAUGCAUACGUACAUGCGUACAUACUAAUACAUACCAAUACAUCAGUGCAUGUGUGCUUACGUACAAAAUUGUUUGUCAGCAUGUGUGUGAAAAAGAAAGUGCAAUAAUAAUAAAAAAAAAAAAUAAAAAAAAGAGUGGUGAAAAGCGUACAACAACAAUAAAAACAACAAGUGCAAUGUAAAGCUAAAAAAGAAGAAGAAAACCAAAUAAAUAAAAUAAAAUAAUAAAAAAAAGUUCAAGCAAAAGGAUCAACCUGUUGCUUAAGUCAACGAAUAACUGUGCACAAAAGCUUUAAGCGCUAGCAUUUCCCAUUGGCUGCUCCAUAUCCAAUGGGUAUCUGAGCAGAGAAUGCAGUGCCAUCAACUACGCAGCGACAGCAAUUGCAACUGAUAGCAAAUAGCAGAAAGCCAACUCAAGUUCAGACUCGGAGCGAGCCACCUCACAGAUACCCUUUAAUUGCGAGAGAUCAAAGACAGAGAUAAUCUCAUCAACAACAACAAUAACAGCAACCACAACAACAACAAUUGCUUCAAUAGAAACAACAACAACAACAGCAACAUGCAGGUGCCCGAGCACGUUGUCUCCCUCUACAUAGCCACAUGCGGCCAAAACGGACCCGGCCUUGGCUCGGAUGAAAAGGAAAUUAUACUGAUGGUCUAUGUGCUGCUCGAAGUGGCAACGGGACAGAUCAUUGGCACCAAACAAAUACUCGUACGCCCUGAUGGUUACUUCAUUAAGGAUCGCACCAUAUCUAGCUCAUCGGACAACUCGAAUGCUACAAACAACACAGCCUGCUCGCCGCCACUAGCCAUAGGCUAUGCCGGCGACAAUAGCUCAAAUAACAACAGCAACAACAUCAAUGCAACAAACAACAUCACAAAUGCAAGCGGCAGCAGCGGGAGCAGCGCCACGAAUGGCAUCUGCCUCAGCACCCUGGAGAACAGCAACGAGCUCAUAUUGCCCAUCGCGGAGGCUCAGUCAGCUGGGAAGCCCCUAGCCGAAGCGAUCGAAGAGUUCGAUGGUUAUCUACGCUCCUUAUCGCUGCACGACACAGAGAUCAAGCUGAUCACCGACGGGCAGCUGCCGUUGCGUCAAUGUCUGCAUCGGGAGGCCUGCGCCAAGGAUGUGGAGCUGCCUGCCUAUUACAACAGAUUCAGUGAUCUGCGCAAAGAGUUCCAGCGCUACAAGUCGGGCGAUCUAUCGCGUGCCCUCGUUCCACUCAAGGACAUCAAGAAGAUGCUGCAGUCACCUGUGCUGCCCAUGCCGCAGUCCAUUGGCGAAAUGCUUAAAGAGCUGAAUGCAACACCUGUGGAAGAUAAUGAUUUCUAUAUACGCGAAUCUCGCGAUAUGGUCACUGUGAUUCAAUCAUUGCUUCAGGCGGGUCAUAAGUUCGAUACUAAUGAAGUCGUUAAUCUUGUGCUGGAGCCUGGAAUUUGCUCAAUUGACGACGAGGUGGACGGCAAUUGCAUCGUGCGUGCUCGUGGUUUGCCCUGGCAGAGCAGCGAUCAGGACAUAGCCAAGUUCUUUCGCGGACUCAACGUAGCCAAAGGCGGCGUUGCAUUGUGCCUUUCGCCGCUGGGCCGGCGCAACGGAGAGGCUUUGAUUCGCUUCGUUUCUCAGGAGCACCGCGACAUGGCUCUGAAGCGGCAUAAGCAUCACAUCGGCUCGCGCUACAUUGAGGUGUACCGCGCAUCGGGCGAGGACUUUCUGGCCAUAGCCGGCGGCGCCUCGAACGAGGCGCAGGCGUUCCUCUCCAAGGGCGCACAGGUGAUAAUACGCAUGCGCGGACUGCCCUACGACUGUACGCCAAAGCAAGUGCUGGAGUUCUUCACCACCGGCGAGUCGCCCUGUCACGUGCUGGACGGCAACGAGGGCGUGCUCUUUGUGAAGAAGCCCGACGGACGGGCCACGGGCGAUGCCUUUGUGCUGUUUGCCAACGAAAGCGAUUCGCCGAAGGCGCUGGGACGCCAUCGCGAGUCAAUCGGGCAGCGGUACAUCGAGCUAUUCCGCUCGACGACGGCGGAGGUGCAGCAGGUGCUGAAUCGAUCGAUGGACCCGAAGACCUACGAGUCGAACAACCACGGCCAGCCGCCGUUGAUAGCACAGUUGCCCACCAUGCAGUUGCCGUUGCUGCCGCAGGUGGGUGCCGCUGCUGGCCACGCCCUCAACCCGCUGACAGCUAACGCUAGCCACGCUAACCUGUGCCCCCCACUUACCCAUGCCCCACAGCAUCUCAUCACCUCGGGCACCACCAAGAACUGCAUUCGACUGCGCGGCCUGCCCUACGAGGCGAUGGUGGAGCACAUUCUGCACUUUCUGGACGACUUUGCCAAGCACAUCAUCUACCAGGGCGUGCACAUGGUCAUCAAUGCGCAGGGCCAGCCCAGUGGCGAGGCCUUCAUCCAAAUGGACUCGGAGGACUCGGCGCGUCUCUGCGCUCAGCGGAAGCACAAUCAGUUCAUGGUCUUUGGCAAGAAGUUCCGGUAUAUCGAGGUGUUCCAGUGCUCCGGCGAUGAUAUGAACCAUGUGCUGAAUGGCGGCUUGGCCUCGCCAGUGGCGCCGCCACCUCAUCCCAGCCACGCCCAAUUGGCCGCUGCUGCUGCUGCUGCCGCCGCCGCCGCCGCCGCUGCAGGCAAACAACCUUCGCUGCUCUCUCCGGGUACCACUGUGCUGGGCGCGCAUUUCGGUGCUCACUUUCCGGCUUAUGGUGCACCCCAACCGCCGCAUCACUCUCCGCUGCUGGCCACGCCCCGCGCGCACCACGCCCAUGCCCAUGCCCACGCCCAUGCGCAUGCCCAUCACCACCAUCACCAUCAUCAUGCCUCCGCAUUCUAUCCGCCUCCCCUCGUCUACUGGCCGUAUCCCAGUCCACCCGUAUCGCCCACCACUUACUACAGCCAGCCAGGGGCGCAUUCUCCCUCACAGCAUCAGGCUAUGUAUCCAAUGGAUUUUUUCCCACCCUCGCCGCUCUCACCGCCCAAUGCCGGCAUCAUACUCACGCCCAACAAGAAUGCCGUGCCAUUUGUGCCACUAAAGCAACCAUCCAACAACAACAACAAUAACAACAACAAUAGCAGCAACAAUAACAACAAAUUAACAGCCGCGCCAACUGUUCAUACCGCCAGUGUAUCGCAUCAAUCGACACCAGCGCCAAUUGUGAAUGGAGGCGAAGUAGUUGCCGCUGUCGCGCCGGCUCAGUCUAUGAGAGCGAAUUCAACACCGCCGCCGUUGCUUAGCCCGGACACGAACCACACGGCGAGUGUGCCAACGCCCGCAUUGAAAGCCGGCAGCCCAAAUGCUACAGUGAACGCCUCUCCCAUUGUGAGCAACUCCUGCGUGGAGCUCUAUAUAACGUAGAUACUCUUGCUGCCCUAAACACGCUCUCUCUUUAUUUCUUACACUCUCUCGCUCUCACUCUCACUCUCACUCUCAUUCUCAGUCGCUAUCGAGAAUGAGAAUUUGUCUUGCCAAUCGAAGAAACUUGUUUGUAGUCUAGUUUAAAACCUGCUGUAGAUAAGUCGCGAACCACUAGCGAAUUGCGGCACCAGCACUUAACGAAAGGAAUCUCGCCCUAUUCAAAAACCACAAAUCAAUAGGAAAAGAAAAAUAAAAAAUGAAAUUGAGGAGAGAAAUUCAUGAAUUUUUAAAAUAGAAUUGGUUUUAAUUAAUGCUUUAAGUAGACGCCCAGUGCAAAUUGAAAAAUUUAUUUAUUAUUGAAAUGCUGCAUUAAAUAUAUUUAAUACACACAGAUAUAUAUUCCAAAUAUACAUAUUAGCGAAUUAGAAAAAGAAAGCAAAAACAAAACAAAUACUACAAAUUUAUCCCUAGUCAAUAGUCAAAUUAUUUAUAUAAAUAUAUAUUUUUUGCAAUUAUCUAAUUUUAAUUGCGUGUUAUGUCAAAAAAAAAAGA